AUGAAGCGUAGAACCUACAUUCCCCUGGGGAGGUUGAUCUCCGACGUUCUGAUAGAAAAUGGGUUGGUGGAUCAUGUGAUAUCCCACAAUCUGAUGGAGGAUGUGACUGUGGACACUGGGAUGCCUCUGAACUUAAGGAAUCUGAAGAGCAUGAGAAUCAUAGAGAAAGUUAUAGUCAAGCCUUCUCUGGAUACCUCUUGGGAAGAUCUAAAGGAUCAGAGUAAGAUACCCAAUGAUCUUUAUCUGUUCUCUAAGAUAGACCGCCCAGAGCUUAUCGACCACUAUCUACAAGAUCUGGCUAAUCAAGGGGUAUACAUCUCAGACUUUUUGGUGGAUUGGCUUCCUGAACAUCCACCCAACUUUAAGAAGAGGCAAAGAGAACCCUCUGAGAAGACGAAGAAAGCUAAGAAAACAAAGUUGGGAGAAGCUUUUGUGUCCAGACCACCUGUGCAUCUGGUCUCCUCUCCAAGUAAGUCUCCACCACCUGUAUCUUCUACUUUUCAUUUAAGGAAAUUCUCCUCUUCCUUACCUCAACCUUCCCCUAUUUACACACACUCUGAACCCACAACCUCCACCGUAACUCCUUCUGAAACUCCCACCUCUAACCCACCAUCACCUCCUCUUCAAAAAUUAAAUCUAACCACCACAACCCUACCAAUAUCUGAAGCCCAAUUAUUCAAUGAACUCAUAUCACCACGCUCUUCCACUCCCUCAUCUCCACCCUACUACAAUAUCUCUUCUAACUCUGACGAAUCUGACUUUCAAUCCCCUACUCUUGCGCAAGUCCAGGCUCGCGCCCUCUAUACUCAAAACCCAUAUGUGCCUAAAACCAUCACCCCUUCCCUAUAUAAACACCCACAAACACCACCCUUUGAACCUCACAUAGAAACUCCCUCUGAAAAUCCUAUUACCCAACAAACAGAACCUCCCACUGAAACCAUCCCCACACCACCAACACCUAUACCUACCACCUCUGAACCUGAAUCCACAUUUCUUACUCUAGAAGAGGCAAUCGUCUUAUUUGAUGAGUCUAUAAUGGAAAAGAUCAGAUCACUGUCUAAAAACUCUAGAAUCAAUGAUGAUCCUUCUGCAGUGAGGAUUCACUGGAAUAGAGUAAUAAGAUGGAUGACAUCUAAGGCUUUCAAGCUAAAAGGCCUCUCUGAACAAGUCCGAAACGACUUCAUCAGAGAAGCUGGAGAGAGGUUACAGGCCCGUUUGGACAGAGAGGCAGAGGAACAAGCUCGUAGAGAAGGUGAGGAAAAGGCUCGCUUGGAAGAAGAAGAGAAUGCAAGAGAAGCUUUCGAAAAGGCCACCGCUGAGGAUGCUGCUGAUGUUGAAGCUGAAGCCAAAGCCAAGGCUGACGCUGAAAAAGUAACACGCAUUGCUGCAGAAGAAGCUGCCAAGGCUAGAGACAGUGCUUUGACUCAGGGGGAGUCAUCUGACUCUGACUUCGCUCCACUUGUGUUGAAGACUCUGGAAGAACUGCAAAAAGAGCAACAAAUUAUGAGAGCAAGACUGGAUCAAUAG
This is a messenger RNA of Lathyrus oleraceus (garden pea), 1527 nucleotides long. RefSeq lists its product as uncharacterized. Lineage: Eukaryota; Viridiplantae; Streptophyta; Magnoliopsida; Fabales; Fabaceae. The record is from RefSeq and is a predicted model, not a curated record. The transcript has a single exon. Bases 1 to 1527 code for a protein of 508 amino acids.